CAGUUAUAUUUGAUUAGGAGCUCAAUUUAGAAAUAUUUGUUAGACAAAUGUACAAUUUCAAGGUUACGUACAAGCCUGCGCAUGCGCACGAAAUGCAAAGAUGCUUACGACUACUGGACCAAACCGCAGUGUUGCCAACUUAGCGAUUUUGACGCUAUAUUUAGCUACUUUUCAGACCCCUUUGGCGACUUUUUUUCAGCGACAAGCGACAAAUCUAGCUCCUUUUUCAGCUGCUAUUGGUGACUUUUGGCGACUUUUUGAGGUGAAAGCACUGUCGCUAUUACCUCUUCACAACGAGCACCAGGUGCCUGCGCGGCCCCUCCCCCGUCUCAACGCACUUACAGGCAGCUCAGUCCUCGUGGUAAAAAGCAAACUCAGGAACCGGAUGUCCUUGCAGACCUUAAACUCCAUCCUAUACAUCCGAUAUGGAUUAAAGCUGUCAGGUGAAGCUUGCUUUGAGCACCAGCUGCCUGAUCAUGUUUUGAAGCUUUUUGGAACAUCAGCUGCUUAUUCAUUCAAGGUAGCACCUACAACUGAACCUGCAGUAGAGAGCCUUGACCAGAGUGACGAUGACUCACUGGUUCUGUGAGCUAGCACAGCCUGUCUGUGUCUGGAGGGAGGUCUGGAGUAGGCCUAACUCUGCCAUUUAGAUUGUUAAUAUAUAUUGUAUACAAAAAUAUGUUAUGUUUAAAAAUGUUCAUGUUUAAAUGAGAAACAAUUGUUUGAUUAAAUUGUAAUCUUUUUGAUUGGAUAAAACAAAUUAUUUCUGAUAGAUAUUUCUUAAAUGAGAAACAAUUGUUGGAGUGAAUCAAUAUUUUUUUGUUUAGGAUUUAACAUACGAUUUAAAUGUAUUAACUUCAUUCAAAGAAUAGAAUUAUACUUGGUGCCAAGUUGUAUUAUUUUGUUUUUAUGAACAUAGGAAAUAUUGUUUGAGGCAAGCUAUAUAUUUGUCAUUGGCUCAAGUUAUGUAAUAUAGAUGUGAACCAUUACCCUAGAUUUUUUAAAUUGGUUCAACAGAAGGCUUUUUCCAGUGUAGUUAUGUUGCCUAAACCUAACCAUUGUUGCCUUAACCUAACCAAUUUUGUGUAGUAUAAACCCAACAAAGUAGUUGUGUUGACUAACCUAACCAAGUAGUUGUGUUGCCUAAGCCUAAUCACAUUGAAAUGUACAACUUAAAAUAAUAAGUAAUCUAAGUCUAUAAAUAAUACGUGACUGAACCUGGUUGUCCUGGAUGAAAGUCCUUUAACUGACCUAUUUAUCCACCGCAACCUCCUCACACGCACUUUGUCGCUUUUUAUAUGGUGUCACCUGUCUUCCUUAAGACUUAUCUGGCAGGAAGGGCUAUCUGGCAAAAAGCCCCGAAGACAAACGUCCCCCCGCGGGUGUUUGGCACGGCCCUCAUCAAUGUAGAAACGGGGGUUGCCUGCCCCUUAGUGGCUUGAGUAGAGCACUUCAUCUGUCAAACUUUCUCUUCAAACAAAGUACUUCCUAGAUACUAUGCACUCAUUAAACAUCAGUGCUCUGCCAUGCGAUCCCCACAAUGUUAUGCCAUUCUAGAGGGACAGCAAGUAGGUUAGAAUUAGCCUUUGAUUGGACAUGGUUCUUCAUAAAUAAACAUCAUUCCCCGCUAAACAGAAUGAAGACCCCUUUGCAUCCUCAAAAUGUUGUCUUACUCUGAACAACUAGGUGUGUAUCAAUUCAACUUGGGUUCAGUAGAGGAUUGUAGAUUAUUCAAUGUCUAUGCAGAGGCAUUUGAACUGAAGUACGGCAAUUGUCUGCGCUCAUAAUCUGGGAUAAUCCUCACUUAUUGCCGGAGACAAUUCAUUUCAGCAAUGUCAAAUGAAAAAUGAGAUUUAGAAUUUUGGCAAUUGUGAACGUUGGUGCUUUGGAAAAAAAAAUUCUUGCAUGCCUGUCUGUCCCAAAAGCUAUGGUAAAUCCUUACUAUAGAGAAAUGGAGAUGUCUAUCUGGCGUUUCCUUAUUUUUCUGCAGGAAGGCACUAGGCUUGUUGACUUCCUCUCCCCUCCCUUCCUUCCUUCUCUCCGAAGGUACUCAUCUGAAAAAUGAGAACAAAGUGAUUGUUCCUGUUCUCUUUCUUAAGUCAGUGCAAACGCUGUCUGUGGACGGGCGCCUCAGUCAGAGCCGCACAAGGUGCAGAGCAACAGCACAGAGAGAGGGAUAGAGGGAGAUAGAGGAGAUAGAGAGGGAGAUAGAGAGAGGGACAGAGAGAGAACGCACAGAGAGACACCACAGCUGCUGCUUCUGCUGCUGCACCUCUGCCAUUAGAGAGUCAUCAGAACCAUAGGAGUCUGCUGCGCUGUGCUGGAAGAGGAUGGACAGUUCCUCCCCAGCAAGAAGUCCCCCUUUCAGAGAUGACCUGCGGCCAGCGGCUCAGCGUGGUUUCUACUUAAGCCACUCUCCGCUCAACAUUAAACCCACAAACCUCUCUUCUCCCAGAUACCCUGACACAUCCCCCAGCAGAUACACCUUUAGCCGCGCUUUCAGCCCCCACAGGUUUGCCUCUAUGUUUGGAUCCCAAGACAAUCAUCACGAUCAGAAGGAGGGAUCGCAAAAACGCAAAAAAACACCUCUCAAAAAGGAUGCAGGAGAAGGUGAAUCCAUUGAGAGAGAGGAAGAAGAAGAGACAGAGAGAGAGGGUGCUGAGGCUGGCAGUAGGAAGAGAAUAGCCUUGCUGCCCCAUCGACCCCUUUCCCUUACUCCUCCAUCCGUCGGCCAGGAAGCCAUCCCGGGCAUGAUCGAUCUCAACCGACUGCAGCUCCAGAGUAGCCUGUCCAGGUGCGGCCUGCGCGGUCCUGCCCCACCUGUUCAGGUGAAGGAGGAGCCCCUGUCUUCUCCCCCUCCAAUAUGGCACCCGCCUCCGCUCUUCCUCCAUCCCCCUUCCCCAUACUUCCCCCCUUUCCACCCCAGCCUGCUGCCCUUUCCUUUCUUCCUGGCGGGGCCCAUCAUGCACCUCUCCCCGGGAACCAUGUACCCCAAGCAGGCCCUCAAACCUGGUCGCCGAGGCCCAGACGGAGGCCCGCGUGGAGGGAGCACGACCAGCGCAGAGAAGCUGGGCUUCAACGUCCAAGUGGACGACAGCUACUACGUGGACGUGGGCGGGGACCAGAAGCGGUGGAAGUGCCGCAUGUGCGAGAAGUCGUACACCUCCAAGUACAACCUGAUCACGCACAUACUGGGCCAUAGUGGCAUCAAGCCCCACGGCUGCCACCUGUGCGGGAAGCUGUUCAAGCAGCUGAGCCAUCUGCACACUCAUUUGCUCACGCACCAGGGCAUGAGGCCCCACAAGUGUCAGGUGUGCCACAAGGCCUUCACGCAGACCAGCCACCUGAAGAGGCACAUGAUGCAGCACAGCGACGUGAAGCCCUACAGCUGUGGUGUGUGCGGCCGGGGCUUCGCCUACCCCAGUGAGCUCCGCUCACAUGAGCUGAAGCACAAGAAGGGCCAGGAGAACGUGUGCGUGGAGUGCGGCUUGGACUUCCCCACGUUGGCCCAGUUAAAGAGACACCUGACCACCCAUCGCGGACCCACCCUGUACAGGUGUGGGGAAUGCCAGAAAACCUUCCAGUACCCAAGCCAGCUUCAGAACCACAUGAUGAAACACAAAGACAUCCGGCCGUACAUCUGCAGCGAGUGCGGCAUGGAGUUCAUACAGUCCCACCACCUUAAACAACACACACUCACUCAUAAGGGGGUGAAGGAGCACAAGUGUCGGAUCUGUGGUCGCGAGUUCACGUUGUUGGCCAACAUGAAGCGCCAUGUUCUUAUCCACACCAACAUCAGGGCGUACCAAUGCCACAUGUGCUUCAAGAGCUUUGUCCAGAAGCAGACGCUCAAGGCCCACAUGAUCGUCCACUCCGACAGCAAACCCUAUAAGUGCAAGCUCUGCGGAAAGGAGUUCAACCGAAUGCAUAACCUAAUGGGCCAUAUGCAUCUCCACUCGGACAGCAAGCCCUUCAAAUGCCUCUACUGCCCCAGCAAGUUCACCCUGAAGGGAAACCUGACUCGACACAUGAAGGUCAAACACGGCAUCAUGGACCGAGGGCUGGACCAGAGAUUGUUCCGUCGCAGGGGGCGAUUCUGUCUGCCCCCUCCCCUGGGUCUUCUGACCCGCUUCAACCAGGAGGAGCCCUGCGACCUGUCUCAGAAGACCCCCGACCCGCCAGGCCUCCACCUGGCCCACUCCGACGGAGAGAGCCUCCCCGGCAGCUCCUGCCAGGAGGAGGAGGAGGAGGAGGAGGAGGAGGAGGAGGAGGAGGGGGAAGAGGAGGAGGAUGGGGAGGAGGAUGGGGAGGAGGAAGAGGAGGAGCGCUUGUACAGCCCUGAGGUGUACCAGCACCGCACGGAGCUCCGCUACGCUCCUGAGUCAGAAUCACGCCGUCGGCCCUGCCGUCCCGACCGCGGACCACGGGACGCUCUGCAGCAGCCAUGCCCGCACGGCACCCACGACCCCAGGCAGGAGGCCCGGACGACGCCUCCGCCUGGCAGCCGCUGCCUGGACGGACGAGGGCCACCGUGCAGGUCCCCCGCGGGGACGCCGACGCCUUCGCUGGACGACCACGGCUCCCACUCCGAGGCCGGAGACGAGACAGAAACAAAGUACGAGGUGUACGGCGAAGAGGGGAGUGAGACGCCGCGGUGGGAGCGAGGGGAGGAGGACGUGAACCCUGAUCUCCGAGUGGUGGGGAGACAGAGCAGGUUAGAGGAAUGGGAGAGGCGUCUCUGCAUGAUUGUUGAGCCCUCAGACAGGGGAAGAGAAGAAGGAGAGGAGGAAUGUGAACAGGAAGAUGCGUAGAACUGGGAGCGCUGGACAAUGAGCUAACGAGGAAAGCGGAAGUUGGACAGUGUUUUUUUCUAUAUUGGAGCUGAGAAAGUGUGAUUAAAAUGCUGUGAGGCAUAUUGUAUAUAAGCCAUAAUUACACACUGAUUUUAUUGGAAAAUACUGCCAUUAGAGGAACAACACUGUUAACACAAUAUUUGUUUAAGAUCAGAAAUAGCUUAUUGUUUUUUUUGCAAUAAUGAUUUCUUAAUAAUCAUGUCUGAAUGGGUGAUUUUGAGGUUUCUUUGACCUUAUUUCUGCUUUGUUGUUAAAUUUCUGAUAUUAUUUGUAUGCAAUACUUUUAAUGUUGUCUUUUUUGAAAGCUGUGAACCGUUUUACCAUAAAGCUUAUUAGUUGGUUGCAGAAUAAUUGUUGAAAUGCUUAAUCUGCACCCUAUUUAUGAAAUAAACUGUGACGAAACAAUAAAUUUGACCUG
Molecule: messenger RNA, 5271 nt
Organism: Gadus chalcogrammus (walleye pollock)
Lineage: Eukaryota; Metazoa; Chordata; Actinopteri; Gadiformes; Gadidae
Gene: znf366
Product: zinc finger protein 366
Exons: 7
Coding region: 2331-4811 (826 amino acids)
Source: RefSeq, a predicted model, not a curated record